GUGUAGGUGAAGUGGCAAAAAGAAAUGUGCAGCUGUUUCGAUCACAAGUACAAUCACGCUCUCAUGACAUACCUAUCGAUUAACUUGUAUUUGCUCAUUCGAUUCAAAUCGAUAGAAUCGUUAUACCUUCUAACCUGUUUGCUUUGCGUGCGAUCGAGAAGAGAAGUGAUUGACUAGCAAGUUAGCAACGUUUCUGUUAUUGUUUGCACUUUCAUAUUCCAGUUAUUCCAUGGUCCAGUUACUUAGACAUAUUGCUUAUUAUUUUUGUAUAACAAUGAAACUGUGAAGUGCACUAUAUUGCUAGGGUGAUAUAUGAGAUUUCUCUUAAAAUGGCUACCGUAUUCGAUAGUCCAUUUAUCAGACAACGUUUACAUCGGUUACGGCAUAGAGACUUCGAUUUAGAUGAAGAGCAGAGGUUCGGCAGAUGUGACUGCACUAGUUAUUCGUAUUUCGUGCUUUCUAUGGUCCUUUUUUCCGUCGGAACAGUUAUAACAGUCCUCGCCUUGGGAGAUGCCGAUGGGUACAUCUUGAGUAACUUAGGACACAUGUGGCUAGUGGGACCAAUAUUUAUCUGUUCUGGAAUGAUGGUAGCCGUGAAAAGUAUGUUAUAUCUGCGUAGAAAAAGUGUAAUACAAAUGCUGCUCCACCAACGUGCAAUAAUUAGGGACAUGGCAGCAGUUCAAGCUGAACAAUCCUACAGCGGCCAGGUCCCCAGGACAGCAUCCAGUGCCACCCUACCUCCGUCCUACGACGCCUUAAUAUCAAGCGCUGCUCCAAGUAAACCGCAACCAUCAAGCUCUGAACCUCCUCCGCCUACUUAUGACGAAGCAAUGUGUCUCAUUGAUGAUGGAAAGAUUGCAGGACGAAAUGACGACGCAAAGGAGGAGACUAGCAAUCAAAGUAAUGACAGCGCCAAGCCAUGAGGCAGGCUUGCAUUUGUAAUAUUUGUUACUUCUAGCAGAGACCCGUUAUUAAUAAGGACUGCUAAUUUCCAUACAAUUUCCAUUACCCCUAAUUUUGCAAUGUUAUAGGACCUAACCUCUGACCCUAUUUUUGCAUUUUAUCCAAGAUUCAUUUCUUUAUGAUUCUUGAGGAGGUUAACAUUGAAACCUUGACUUAUUUGUGCAAAAUUAAGGGUUUAUUUCUCACUGGACUUACUGCAAGUCUAGACUUAUUAUUUUGGAGGAUUGCAUUUUGUAUCGAAAUCAGUUUUCUUUACCAUAUAAAUAUCUGCAUCUAGUUGUUUAAGGUUAACUUAAUCUCCUUGUAUGUACUUAUUUACAUGCAUGUAUAUACAUUGGUUAAUUAGUAUUCUCUAUUGUGCCUAAAAUUUAAUUAUAGUUUCUAUUUUUCUCCGUGAGCUUCUACGGAUUAUCGUCUUAUCUAUUGUUUAAAAACCGCAAAUAAAUAAAUUCAAUAAACGUUUUAUUUUUUUUUCAUAGUUGCACGCGCCUUUGCGGUUUUUAAACAAUAGAUAAGACGAUAAUCCGUAGAAGCUCACGGAGAAAAAUAGAAACUAUACCUAGUGGUAUUGCUAACUUUUUAUACAGUGACGAAAACUUAUAGAAAUAUGGAAUAAGUUUGCAUAAACAUUAAAACGGGCUGUUUUGCAAGGUCAUGUGUAAUUGACACGUAUUUCAAGUAGUAUUGGCCAAGACUCAAAGGCUGAAAGGUUAUUCUGUCUUUGUUGUAGUAUCUGUAAGAAUUUCGGACGCUCCAGGAGUGACCUUGCUGCCGAGGUUUUCCUAGGGGCUACCAUAUGGGGUCCUUCAAAAAAGGAGUGUACAGGUUUUUAAAAGGCCUGAAACGCGCAUGUAAAAUCUCUGGUAGUUGCAGGCGUCCAUAGACUAUGGUGACUGCUUACUAUCAGGCGGGCAGUACGCUUGUUUGCCCUUGACAUGGUAUAAAAAAAACAAACAGAAAAUUAGCCCUUCACCUUUAAGUUUAAAAUAAGGUAGUGGGAUUUAAGGAUAGUUUAAAACUACACUACAGAAACAGAAUGUGUGCUGAGUUUUAAGUUGCUUAUCACAAAUGUAUAGGCUUUUAAAAUUGAAUUUAUCUAAUACGGAACGUCUUCAACUAAUAAGAAUGUUACAUGAAAUGAACUUGCAAAAUAGGUCAUUGCCAACAAUGCCAUAUGUUUACUUUAAUCUUAUCUCUAAGCCUACAACAUACUUGGCUGUUGUUUGCCAACAUGGGUGACAGUUUCAUUUGCGAUAUUAGAGAAAGGGAUGCAAGAUUAGGCGUGAAAUGCAAAAUUUAUGUUAUAUCCCAAUGAUCAAAUGUAAGAACAUUAUCUUCCAGUGUGGGUAGGACGUCAUUUAAUUUUCACUAGACUUAAAUCGCUUGGACCGUGAUUACCUUUUGUAUUGUUUUCGAGCUCCCGAUAUUUUUUCGAAGUUACACCCGGACGAUUUUAGUCUUGUGAAACUAUCCGUGAAUCGUUCCAAACUGUCGUUAUUUAAUUUUGUUAAACUUUGUCAUAGGUUCCCAAGUUAACAAAGAUGUAUUCAUUCACAUUUGUUCCUGCCAAUCCUGCCCCAUGGGAUGAGAAGCAUGAGGCAGGAACAGUUGGGAAAUAUUUCCAUCUGUCCCUGCUGGAAAAUAAAUGGGAAGAAAUUUUUACUUGCACCUGUGAUUUGUAGUAUAAAAAGUGGUUUUUGUUGAAUUAAACUAUUUAGUAUUGUUAUGUUAUUCCAUUUACAUGUGAAUACAAAUUUUAAAAUAUAGUUUAAUUGAACUAAAAGUAUCUAUUUGGUGAUACAGAUCUAGCUAGCACAUGAAAAAAUGUGUGUGGGGUGUGGUGUUUGAUGGGAAUAUUUUUUCUCAUUUGUUCCAAUCUUGUCAUGGGAGUAGAGACAAAUGGGAAUAAUUACACCACAAAGAUGACAUUUCCCUUUUUGAUCCGUGUGAUAUGAGACCUUCAGGAAAUGAGAUCUUUGAAGACUGAUGCAUUUACGUGAUGACUUUUGCCAAUUUUACUGAACAACACAUUGAUUGGAUAUGUCUUAAGAUGAUUGUUGAUCUGAGAUGAAGAUAUUAUGUAUACAGUGGACUGGAAUAACCUGAGAUAUUCUAGCAGUCUAUUUACAACAUAUAUCUAAUGUUACUCAAAAACCGAGUUAACACAAAUACUGUGUCAUUGACUGUCUGUUUUUGUUAUCAUCAUUGUAUCAUAUACUGAUUGUCAUUGUGACGUCAUUAUACGGUCACGUCUGAAAAUAUCGAUACGGACAAGUGCCAAAAAUAUGUACACACUACCCUAAUAUAUGGGCCAUAAGGUCGUGUAUACAUAUUUUUGGCACUUCGAUCGUGUCGAUGUUUUCAAACGUGACAAUCUCUUACAAAUAAAUUUUGAUAACUAUCAGUUUUAUACAAUUUGUGGCCAAUUUGAAUUGAAACAAUAGGAUAAUUUAUGACUUCAUUAAUUUCAGCAAUAAUUUGUAAUAAUAUGUUGGGUUAUUCCUGUCCACAAUGUAUAAUAUUAUUAAUAUUAAUAAAUUUAUAUAUAAAAUUGAUAUUUCUAAGCUUAAUACUUCCUUUAAUAUAGGAUUACUUACUGCUGUCAGGGUUUUUCCUACUUUUGUUAAUAAAAUCCAUUGUAAAAUUUGAAGUACUUAAUUAUCAAGCAGGAAAAAAAACUUUGCCUAUUAUGUGCCUAAAUUUAUAUUUAAAAUUAGUAUCAUUGUUAAGGCAUUAUCAUUGGUGAUAAGAAUUAGUUAAUAUCUGAAUAACAUUUUAACCCUUUUAACGCCGAAAACCUUAAAAGGCGUCACAUGUAUGUAGUCGUUCCCGCCCCGCGUGACCGCGACCAUAUAUUAGGCGGGAACAGACGGGAAUUAUAUGUAGCGCCUAUUCCCAUCUGCACCCGGCGGGGAAUAAUGGGAAUACACCCCUAGAACGUUAUUUAAAGUUGUACACGCUACUUUUUUUCCUACUCAGAAUUUACAUCAGAAUAUUGUUAUAUUAUUUCUUUCAAUUCAAAUAGAGAAAAGUGUCCCUAUUUUUUUAAAGUUUUACCAUAUUUAUGACAGUAAAGGAAUGGAAGGAAAAAUAUAAGCAUGAAAAUGUUGAGAUUUCUUUUUCUCUUAUUAGAAUCGAAAGAGUUCGUGAUUCUGGGUAGAAGAUUCAGCAUAAAAAUAUACAAACUAAAUAAAAAAGUGGUGUGUACAGUCGCCAUCAGAUAUAUCUGAGCGGCUAAGGUGCUCAAAAAUAUAAGAAAUUGCAGUGACGAGACCUUAAUUGAACUUGAUUCCCGCCGGCAUGCCUAACUUUUUAUCUGUGUAUGGUAAGGAACCGAUUUUUAAGCCAUACUCUAUACAGCACAUCCAAUACCACAAUUUUUGACCACCACACACAUGAAAGGUUAAGGCAGCUGAACCCUUAUCUUACAACUCUUUAUAUACUUAGCCAAAUAAGGACCGGCGAGCACUGUAAACAGAAAUAGCCGGGUCCACACAGAGCGAGGAAAACGCGCCAGUGUAGACGUGCCCCAGCUGAGGCGGCGCGCUCAGGCGAGGAAAACGCGCGCGCCGCCUCGGCUGAGGCACGUCUACACUGGCCGGUUUGUGCGCAAUGAAAUUGCCUCGCGCGUAUACUCGCUCUAUGUGGACCCGGCUAAUGGUUUACUUUACACUGGACAUUUCAUACCGUUAGUAUUAAAAAACCAAAUAAGCUUGAGCCCUAAAUUGAUCAAAAAUUUAACGCCCUAAAUUGACCAGUCUUUUAUUAACUGUAUUAAUUAGAGAAUAAUGGGUAGUCUAUCUUGCGCUCGAGAUAUAGUUGCGGCAUUCUCGUGCUUAGCCUUGUUAUAUACAGUUGUAUAAAUUUACAUUAUAAAAUUAUUAUGUUGCCACGUGCCACCUACAUCAAUAAUUACAUUAAUAGUUAAUUUGUCUCCUAAAUCAAUUUUACUAUAUUUAAUCGAAUUAAAUGAAUAUAGGAGGGGAAUGUUCUUUUUAUGAGUUGAAAACGACUAGCAAUAUGGGUUAAAACUGUCUGGUUACAAUCCUUUGUCAUUGUGCGGUCACACAUUUUUAUUGUUGGUCCAAGGUUCAAGCUAAUUUGGUUGUCAACACUAACGGUAUGAAUUUAAAUGUUCAAUGUAAAGUAAACCCUAAAUGGCUCAACAAUUAAGGUUCGUGACUGUACAGACGAGUUCAUAAAUAUGUAAACAUUUCUUCACCUUAAUCCUUUGCGAUAAGGUGAAAAAUGUAUACAUAUUUAUGAACCCGACUGUACGGUCACGUCUGAAAAUAUAGAUACGAAUAAUGUACCAAAAAUUGUAUACUCGACUUUAUUGCCUAUAUAUUAAGGUAGUGUAUACAUAUUUUUGGCAUAUUUUUCGUAUCGAUAUUUUUAGACGUGACUGUACAUACGCUAUCACAAGUAUCUGUACUAAACAAGGAGCUAAAAAUAUCUGAAUAGGAUAUACCUUUAUUAAAGAGUAGUUUAGAUAUAGUUCAGAGCACCUUGUUUGCUCAAAUUUUAAGAAAAUGGUGCCUUGAUGAUCUAAUUUUGUACUUAUCUCUGGAAGUCUUCAAGAUAUCUAUGAAGGCAAGGAAAGUAAUCUCUUGUUGCGUGUCUAGUCGAGCCAGCAAAACUUAAUGCAUAAUGCAUCAAAACAAGGAGAAAUAGUAUGAUCUCUCCAGGACUAUGUAUUACACCAAAAUUAUAUACAUUUUUCAUGGGUU
Molecule: messenger RNA, 5693 nt
Organism: Cydia pomonella (codling moth)
Lineage: Eukaryota; Metazoa; Arthropoda; Insecta; Lepidoptera; Tortricidae
Exons: 2
Coding region: 330-923 (197 amino acids)
Source: RefSeq, a predicted model, not a curated record